This is a messenger RNA of Amphiprion ocellaris (clown anemonefish), 8854 nucleotides long. It is a transcript of the gene gpr184, whose product is annotated as G protein-coupled receptor 184. Gene Ontology annotation, cellular component: membrane. Gene Ontology annotation, molecular function: G protein-coupled receptor activity. NCBI's taxonomy places the organism in Eukaryota, Metazoa, Chordata, Actinopteri, Pomacentridae. The transcript is spliced from 2 exons. Gene Ontology annotation, biological process: G1/S transition of mitotic cell cycle; negative regulation of G2/M transition of mitotic cell cycle; G protein-coupled receptor signaling pathway. The coding region runs from base 6453 to 7472 and encodes 339 amino acids. The record is from RefSeq and is a predicted model, not a curated record.
UUUGCUUUUUCUCAACAGUAUAUUUAGGAAGCAAGGACCAUUACUGUCACUCAGCGGCAGACAAGCUUUCAGUAACAGUUUUCUUCCGUGUGUGAAGAAGAGCUGAUUGUUCCACACUGAAUUUGUGGAUUGUAAUUUCUCCUCAGUUGUCCUGACAUUAGGGCUCCCAUAUGGAUGCAAGCAAAGUGAGCUUAAAGACGUGAUGGAUUUGCAUAUUGAUGUAGCCAAUCACAGCUGUCAGAGGACAAAGACCUUUUUUUUCCACAUAUUACACCUCACAGGCUGAGUGGCACUUAAGAGGACCCUGUGGCUAUAGAGGCGACGAGGGUAAAUUGUUUUCCAAUCUGAAAUGAACGUACUUCAGCCGGCUACUCUGGUGAAAGUACACCCUUGUUCCUCCCACACUAUAUCCAACAUCACUGCCAAAUGAUGCACUCGUUCUCCCUCUCUAUCUCCUUUUAUUUCUUUCAAACGAAGUCAGGUUAACCUGUAUCCCAACACUUACACUUUUAGUCUUUGCACUGACAUGUGGUGCCAGACAGUGGAGAACCUCCACUUUCUAAGCGAAAGAGAUGGAGCCAAAUCUCUGAAAGGCGCAUUCUUAGCACCAGUAGUGAAGCUUCACCUAAUUCUGUGAAAAGCUGUUUUAACCUCAUUUGUUGGAAAAGGACGACGAUUUGACAAAUUUAAGUUUCUAACUGAGAGCAGGGCUGUAUCUAGUCUUAUCUGAUUGAUGGCCUGAGCUAGAAAAGGAGCUUGUUCAAUGAAAAUAUAUCGAUGCUUUCAGACUGAUAUUGACUUAUGGUUUUUAGAUGAAUGUCCUCCAAAGACAGAAGGUUUUGACUUUGACUGCAGCCAUGUGUCUUGGCUGCUCUCCACCAGCUUCUGACAUUGUUCUGCUGUCACAGCAGCCCAUUACUGUUGCACUAAUGCAAACAAAUUUGCUUUCUUUUUAGGCUUGUGGUUCUUCAUUUUGCAUUUGAUGAUUUUCCACUGGUUUUCUGAUGGAAGAAGACUGUUUUCUAGAGUAGUCCUGUACAUGACCUGGUUCAUUUGCCCUGUUCCAUCCAGACUGAAACUACCCCAGAUGGUCACUGAUCCACCCCCAUAUUUUACUGUAGGGGCAGACAGUCUGGUUUGUAGCUUCUCCAGGCUUCCUCCUAACCAGUAAGUUGGCUGGAGUGGACAUCAACUGAAAAUUGGAUUCAUCCCUGAAGAGAACCUUAGUCUAAUCAUCAACAGUCCAAUCCUUGUGAUCCCAGCAAACAGUAACCAGCUUUCCUCUGCUUUUCCUUGAUGAAGGGCUUCUUCCUGCCCUGUGUGACUUCAGACCAGCUUCAAGAAGUCGGUUUCCAACUGUCCUUGCGGAACAAAUCACAUUUCUCCACAGUACCCACUCGAUUCCUGACAGAGGAACGGAUGAGUGCACUGUCAUCUUGUGGGGUAGAAAGACAUUUCUAUCCAGCUAGCAAUUUGGUAGAACCAUGUUCGGCUUGUUUUUUCUUGGCGUAAUGAAUGGCUGUCUUGAAGAUCUUCAGUUUCAACAUAUGGGAUAAUUAACAAGUAGAUCAGCUUUGUCCAAUCAAAUUGCAUUGUUUUUUCUUUUUUUUUUUUUAAGGUUUUUUCAGGUGUAGAUUACUACAGAUUUCAUAUUUCAUGAGCAUUUUAAGCAGCAGAAAUAUGUCACUUAGGAAACAAGGUCCUGGUAAUGCAUUAGCCAGUGUCACCCAGUGUUUGCUGGUGUGUUUAUUCAGUUUUUAUGAAAUCAGACUUUGGCUUUACAGACAGGAAUCAGUUCCUUGUUGGUUUUAGUUGACUGUAAGAAAAACACAGUUCAGCCGAAGUAACCCUUUAAAAAAGGCUCCUGAAAUGUAGACUUUGACAUUUUAUUGAAUGAGUGCAGCUUCCAGAAAGAAAGGGCUACUGAUUGCUUUUUCUUCGUAGUUCGCAUUUUGUCUUCUAUGCUUCUGAGCUCAUUUCUUAUCAACUUCAGCAGUCUGGUGUUUUGUUCUGUUGCUCACACACACACACACACACACACACACACACACACACACACACACACACACACACACACGCUCAUACAUACACCAGGCCAGCUGAUUAUAGCCAACAUGCGUAAUUCAAUUUUGUCUCGAGCUUGUUGAGAAGUUAUCUGUAUUAAGAGGGAAAACACCCUGUGGGGCAAAACUGGCAUUUUUAUCACAAAUUCAAUCAGUUGUGGGCUCAAGGUUAUCAGCAGUGUUAUUUUCAUACCCUAAGUUAUCUGUGGUGUAAGUGCUCCUUCAAAAAAUACAAUUAGCAGUUCCAUGCUGCAGUUCCAUGUGAUCCGUAACACAUAGCAACACUAGAGACCGGCAGGCUUACUACAGGGUGGGCCAUAAGUUUCCAUACAUACGAAAAAUAAACAUUCUAUCUUGGACAACCGUUUUUAUUUAUAUAAUGUGCUCUAUAUGAUUGCCAUUGUUUUGAAAACACAUAUUAAUAUAUGUUAUACACUGCUGAUGAUCUUGCAUUAGCACAGUUAAAGUUCUGCUUGUAAUGGCGUUGGUGAUAAGUUCCUGGAAAUGAUUUAUGUCUCGUAUCUUCACCUGAUACACUGUGGCCUUCAAAUGCCCCCAAAGACAACGUCAAACGCAUCUUCUAGGGUAUCUGAAACACUUUAAAAAAUCUACAUUAUACAUUUUCCUGUGUAUGGAAACUUGUGGCCCACCCUGUAGAAUUUUUUGAUGGCAUUAUCGAGAAAAAACUCAGAACCUCCCAAAUCUGGAAUGUGGAUUGAAGUAAAUAAUGUUUUGUUUUACUCAUUGCAAUUAUGAAGUCAGCUCCGCUCAGUUAAUGAUGCUUCCUGAGAUAACCAUCAGCUGCUUCACUGUCAGUGAACACACAAAGCAAAAAAUCUUGUGAGCUCUGGAUAUGUUUAGUCUGGAAUUGUGUAACAUGAUGACAAAUUCUGAUCACACUCUCCUCAUCAGCAGUCAUGACUGCAGAACCAUUGACCUGCAGUUUGACCAUCAAGCACAUUAAACGACUAUACCAGCUGCUGAGUUUGCCCUUGCACUUAGGCAUAAUGCAUUCUGAAAGGAAAUAGCGCCGCUGUGUUCAUCAAUUUACAAAAUUACAGAAAAUUGCAGAGCAAUUCCGGUUGUCAGACAGAUGCAAAACCAAGAGGUACACCAGAACCUAUUUUACAUCAUACCAGUCUGCCAUGACAAAAACUAAACACUAACUUUGUCAAAAAAAAUGGGAGGUGUAGAAUACUUAUUAUUACUAUUAUGAUUAUCAUAAUUCAUCACAAAAUUAAGAAAAGUCAAGUCAAAUUUACCUUGAAAACAGACUUAAAAACAUGAGGUUAACCAAGCGCUGCACAAUGAAAAUAGUAGUCAGUAAGACAGUGAAGCACAGUGACUGAAAGACGUGAAUAAAAAGACAAUAAAACUAUAAAAAGAGAAAGAUACAACCUCAUAAGGGAUUAUGUCAGGGUGUCAAAGAUCACAUGCCAAAGAGAAAGAGGUAAGUCUUAAAGUUACAUAAAGUCUGAGCAGUUCUUAAAUGAAGAAAUAACUGUUCCAUAGAUUAAAAGCAGCCACCUUUAUUUUGUGCUUGGAUUUCACAACAUCCAGGAGCAUCUGGUUGGCCAGCCUCAGCACUCUACACUAACCCCUUUAAAAUCUAAAAAGCUAAAAAUAAGCCAGUGGAGGGAGGCCAGAACUAUUUUGUGUGAUUACCCUUUUUCUUAUCUCGUCAAAAGAUGAACAGCCACAUUUUGUACCAGCUGCAGAUGCUGAAAAGACGACUGCUCUACACCCACAUACAAAGAAUUACAGUAGUAAAUCUUUAUAUGUGGGUGACCAAGUGGUAAUAAAAACAUGAAUAGUCUUUGGCAGAGACUGGCCUUCACCUCGACUAAGGGUCAUAUGCUACUGAUAAAAGCAUAUGUUGACCACUAAGCUGAUCUAUCUGGCAACUUUGAACGAGUUCUUGUGGAGACCAUUAGUGGCAUCAGGGUCAUUCAAAAGAUCAAGAAAGAAAUGAAUGCCUUGAAUGGUUUGUUGCAGCAUAAACACAAAUUUUGUUCCCUAUAAAUUUACAUAUUAAAGAAACAGUUCAAGUCGCUAUUUCAAGAUCAGUUUACAGAAUGAAUAACUAAAUUGGUAUUAAAGGACACAAUUUCAUUUAAUUAUAUUUGCCUUUUAAGUCAUGAAUGGAUUAUCAUAUGGACUGAUAAAAUGAUAUUUGUAUUGAAAAUUUUAAAAUGUAAUAUUCAGCCUGUGUGUUCUUAUCAUUAUUUUUGAGCCAUCAAAGCAGAUUUGUCUGUUGUGAACUGUGCCGUUAAAGCUUAGUUUCACAUCACUGUAAGACAGUUACUUCUGAGAAAGUACCGGUGAAGACAGGUUCAAAGUAAGAGUGGAGGAACAUGUACGCUGUCUUAAAACGAAACGUGACGUUCUGAGUUUCGUGACGGAGGUGAAGUACACAAUGAGAUCAACUUUCAGAGGUUUAGUUGAGCUUGUGGUUGGUAGGACCUGAAAUGCAUCAAAAGACACGUUGCCUUGACUUGUUCUGUUUUCAAAAAUAGCAAAAAAAAAUCCUAUUUCCUAAAUGUCGGCAUCACACAAGAGAAGUUGACAAAGGUAGCUUUCACAGUCUCCACCAUUGUGAAAAUGUCAGCACACUUGACUACUCUGAGCCAUCACUAAAUUUUCACAGACAAGUUAUGCUUUUAAAACGUCAGCUGCGGUCACGAAAAAAGCUCUUCCCUGAAAAAGAAAUGGUGCAACUUCACCCUUUCAGCCUGGAAAGCCACAAACUGUAACCGAGCAGCUUUACAGCAGUCUUGACAAAAUUUAAGCUGAGGUUGCUGUGGUGCCUUUAAGUACAAUGUAGAACAGUAUCAAACCAUGAAAACUAAUAUACAAUUGGUAAAGAAAAGACUACUGAGAAAACAGGUUUAUGAUAAAGUGAUGUGGUUAGUAGUCAAUAUAGAAGGAUGUAAAACUAACUAAAUGUAGCAUUAUGAGCCUUUUAUAAGACAUAAAAAGUAGGACUGCUUGCUUCAGAAAUUAACACUAUGUCAUACUAAAGGCUCCUGCUUUAUACUAUAUACUUGGGUUGUCAUUUUUAAAAUAAAGCCAGACCAGAUUCUUGAUUAAUAGUGUAAUUUCAUUAAAGUAGGUACCAAUAAAACACGUAAAGCCUCCAACUGAUACCAAAAUAUUACAGUCUGGCAGAAAACAAGUUGUAAUGGAAAAGAGAGUGACAACUAGGAGUUUCUGUGGAAAGGAGAAAUAAAUACUUCUUGUUAAUACUAUGAAACCAGAAAAUCCCCUUCAGAUUAUUUUAUCAAAUGUUUUAAAACAUUUCCUCUUUUCAGAUCAUCCUCUUUCUCUUUCUCUGACCGCUGACCUCAGGUAUGCAUUCUUGCUCAUAGAAAAAUACCCUUCGUUCACAUCUGCCGUUGAUGUUUACUCAACACAUCAACAGACCGGCCCCAGGCUUACAUCGCAGACUUUUUUUUCAUAAACAUAAAAAGACCCUUCAAUACUGCACAGACACAGAGUUCAGUGUUCUGGGUGAAGUACUGCCUGGUACAGAGCUCCUAACAUGUAAAUCAGCUCACUUCAUAACCAUGGUCGUACUUUUCUUGCUCUGAGUUAUGCUGAAAGUAAUCAGAGGAAUUUUACACAGAGGAAGAAAAAUGAUGAAGAGAAGCAACUGAGAGGCUCUGCUGUGAUUACACUAGUCACACACGUUUACACUUAUACAUUUGCACUGGUUGCACUAUUAAAAGAGCUAUAUCAUUGUGUGAUUGAACAGGGAAGUCAAAACUAAAUUAUGGAACAAGCAAUGUGGUUGUCUGCCCACAAAGUUUCAAUUAUAGUUAAACAUGGGGGGUUUUUGUGUGGCUGUGGCUCAUGGGUUCUAACAUAUGCAUCAUGUCUGUUCCAUUACAGUCCAGUGAGUAUCUCCACCCCUGAAUACUUCCUGCAUGCACGUGUGCAAAACCAAACCUCCCUCCUCCUACAUGUGUCUUCCCCUUUUCUGUACUUUGUCUCAUCUCCUCUACACACUCCUUGCUGACAUUUCAGCUGUGGCUGUCAACGGGAAGCUAUCUCACCCAGAAUUAAAAAAAUCAGACAGCGCAUAGAGAGAAAACCCUCUUGCAGUCAGGAGUUGUCGUAUUGGUUAAUAAUUGUCUAGUUUACUGAUCGUUUGGGACCAUGUGGGACUAUAGAGGCUUGGCAGCAUGUCAGCAACUAUGAAGAGUCUCUUCUGAAGCUCUUGCUGUGACCUCCCUGGACUAAACUCUGCCAAACCUGCAGCAGCUCUGGAAUGUGUCUGAAACUCUUCACCUGCACUGGACAGCUUUCUUUUACAAACAAGAGAUACAUCUUUCCAAAAACGACAGGUGAAUUUCUAACCAGCUAAGUGACAGAAAAUCUAAAGGGACAAUGAAUGCCACGGUCAACUCCACAGAGUGUGUUCGAAUUGAAGCAAGUGCCGUCAGUGACUUCUUGAUGUCUGUUUACAUCUUGGCUUUCAUCCUUGGUUUGAUCUUCAACAUGCUGACCCUGGGGCCCAUUAUCCAACAAGUGAGACGGCAAAACAUUUUGGGAAUCUACCUGCUCAGCCUGUCUUUCUCUGACAUACUUUUCCUCUUCACUAUGCCCCUUUGGAUCAAUUAUUACCGGCAGGACCACAACUGGCAGCUGGGUGUUACGUCCUGCAGUGUAGCUGGUUUCUUCUACUACUCCAACAUGUAUGUCAGCAUCUUCCUGCUCUGCUGUAUCUCUGUGGACCGCUGCCUGGUUGUCAGUUUUCCACUGCACUUCAAGACCCAGCGCACACCUCGCUACGCUUGGGUGCAGUGUACCAUUGUUUAUGUUGUAGUGAUGUUGCUGCACAUCAUGGUGCUGUACUAUGACGAACUCAAAGACGCCCAUGAUGACUUGAAAGGCAAUGACCGUUGUUAUGAGACUUUCCCCAUGAAGCCGAACGUUGCCAUGUUUAAUAUGAUCAGAGUGGGUGUCGGCUUCUUCCUACCGCUGCUAGUGUUGGCGGUGAGCUACUGGAGGGUGCUGGCCACUGUGGGCCAAAGCCCUGGCCUGAGCGCUCAGGCUAAGAAGAAGGUCCGUCUACUCUCCUUCGGGGUGAUUGGGAUCUUCUCAGUUUGUUUCGCUCCAUAUCACAUUCUCUUGCUCAUCCGCUCACUAGUCUACUACAACAAUAGCAAGGAGACGACUCCUCAAGGAAGUUACUGCCAGUUUGAACAAAACACACACUUCUUCUUCUCAUGCACACUGGCGCUAUCCAGUCUGAACUGUGUGGUGGACCCAGUGCUGUAUGUGCUGGUCAGUAACAUAGUCCAGGAGAAAGUGAAACUGUGCUGGAGAAAACAAAGACAGACAAGGGCAGAGGACUGUGCUCUAACUACAUACAACAGAGGAAAACCUAAUUCCAGUGUAAUAUAGAAACAUGAGCUGUAUUUAUGUGCAUGUUCUUAUGUGUCUCUGCAUACAUAUACAUUAUUAUGCAUGAUACUAUUGCUUUUUCAACACAAAUCUUCAUCUCCAGAGCUAACCAGUCAGCGGAAGGGUUAUUAUAUUCCAUAAUCAAUCCUUUGUGUGUGGACAGACAUCCAUGCAUUUUGUUAUUUUUCUCCAUUACAUCCUACACAGUGUGAGAGGGUUGAAUAAUGUAUGCAUCUCAGAGCUAGGUAAUUGGAUUGUCGUCCCAGGUUCUGUUCUCCUGAGAGUUCUUCAGCAGUAGCCACUUCUGGUUUGUUGUUGGUCAUCGCUGGAGUUGAAGAGCCCUUGUGUCUUCCUUCCUGUCUUUACAAUGAUAGCGUGAUUGGGUGACCCUGACAUAGUGAAAUGUGCAUUAACUCUAAAGCAUGCUACAAAAAGCUUUUAUUAGCAUGCUUGCAUGUCCUCGGUGUCAGAAUGUCAGUGAAACAGGUGAAACAGCGGUAAACAGGAAACCAAGCUAACAAGUGGUUUGAACAGAUGCUCUGGUUGUAGACGGUGUUUGUUAUAAAUGCAGGAAAUUUGUGAUGGUCACGUUCUGCACAUGACACUUAGAGUGAGAGGAGGGUUUAAGACAUGAUAAGCCUGUGCAUCCAAACACCUGGCUGUUAGCGUCACACAUAAAGGUGAUUAAUUGUGAAGUCAACACAGCUGUGUGGCGCACAUCUGGUAGGUACAUGAAGAGAGCAAUCAGGAGGCCUAUGUAUAUGUGUUUGUGUGUGUGUGUGUGUGUGUGUGUGUGUGUGUUUGUGUGUGUGUGACAAAGAGAUAAAAAGGAUUAACUUAUAUUCAGAAAUUCUGAUAUUGUAAAUGCACGUGAACUCUCUGUAAAUCUACUGUACAUACAUGGAAAGCAAGAAAGAAAGAAAGAAAGGAGACAGUGAACCAACAUCAGUAUUUAGUCUAUUGUUCAUAGUCAUAGUGGCUUUCUCAUGCAUCAAUAGAGCUCUUUGCAGUGCACAUUGAUAUAUCACCAGCUGUGUACUUGUCCUAAAGCUAACAGGUAUGGACCCUGAGGUUGUCCAGGCUUGUACAACCACCUCUCUCUUUUUUUCAACAUCUAUACUGCCCAGUCUCUGAAUUGAGUCUCUUAACUCUCUACUUAACUAAAGUACUUGAGUGUUACAUGUAAUGCACUUUAAUGGAAAUGUACUUGCUGCCUGUGCUAUGUCCACUGGCAACAUUUGUUUUUCCAGUACAUGAUGAGAAAUGUUGCAGGGAAACAAGUGAAAUAUACUGGGAGUUUUGCUGAUAUGUUUGGUAUGAAAACAUUGUGACUUUGCAGAUACUUCAUUAAAAUCUUCCCUCAUUAAAUUAAUACACAUCUA